UCAACCUGCGGAACACGGAAGUGACAGCUAGACGCGGUUGUAACUUAUAUAUAUAUCAGUGAUUUAUUACUUAUAUCAUUACAAUGAAGGGACUAACCAGUUAACGAAGCCAGUAAAUCAAUAAACAUAACCUAACGGACGUCCUUGUUCACUUUGCGACGAACUUAGUUGGACUAAUGGCGCUCAUAACUGAGAAACUAACGAUGGAUUAUUCGCUUUUCAUAGCUGUGUUUCUUGUAAGUUCCUCUGUGGCUUUAGCGGCCGAGCGGCCUCACGUCGUCUUCAUCCUGGCGGACGACUUCGGUUGGAACGAUGUCGGUUAUCACAACUCUGAGAUCAGCACGCCGAACCUGGACAAGCUGUCUGCAGCAGGAGUCCGCCUGGAGAACUACUACGUCCAGCCUCUGUGUACGCCCUCCAGGAACCAGCUCAUGACCGGGAGGUACCAGAUCCACACGGGCAUGCAGCAUCAGAUCAUCUGGCCCUGUCAGCCCUACUGUGUGCCUCUGGAUGAGAAACUGCUGCCCCAGUGGAUGAAGGAGGCGGGGUACGCCACACACAUGGUGGGCAAGUGGCACCUGGGCAUGUACAAGAAGGACUGCCUGCCCACGCGCCGCGGCUUCGACACAUACUUUGGCUACCUGUUGGGCGCCGAGGAUUACUUCACUCAUGUCCACUGUGCUGCCAUCUCUGCUCUGAACCUCACUCGCUGUGCGUUGGACCUGCGAGAAGGAGAAGAGGUCACCGCCGAGUACACAGGAGUUUAUUCCACCGAGUUGUUCAGCCAGAGGGCCUCCAGUAUUAUUGAAAACCACAACUCCAGCAAGUCGCUCUUCCUCUACGUGGCGCUGCAAGCCGUCCACGAUCCCCUGCAGGUGCCCGAGCGCUACGUGGCCCCCUACAGUUUCAUCAAAGACCGCAAUCGCAGGCUGUAUGCCGGCAUGGUGUCGGCCAUGGACGAGGCGGUGGGCAACAUCACUCUGGCUCUGCAGCAGGGAGGACUUUGGGACAACACGAUCCUGGUGUUCUCAACGGAUAACGGCGGUCAGACGCGGAGCGGUGGCAGCAACUGGCCUCUGCGAGGCAGGAAGUGGUCGCUGUGGGAAGGAGGGAUCCGGGGAGUCGGAUUCGUCGCCAGCCCGCUGCUGAAGCAACCCGGGACCGUCAGCCACCAACUCAUCCACGUCUCCGAUUGGCUGCCGACUCUGGUCGGCCUGGCGGGAGGCAGCACCAACGCCACGAAGCCGCUGGACGGAUUCAACGUGUGGUACACAAUCAGUAAUGGGGUUCCCUCACCCAGACUGGAGCUGCUGCACAACAUCGACCCUCUGUACGUUGACAUCGCUCCAUGUCCUGGCACCGGGCGUCCGGUAACUUUGGCUCAGGCGGUCAGCGGAGGCUCGUGGGCCAACUCUGGCUUCAAUGUGUCCAUUCACGCGGCCAUUCGAUCCUCCAACUGGAAGCUGCUGACUGGCUACCCGGGUUGUGACGUUUGGUUCCCGCGGCCCGGCCACAACAGCUCGGAGUCCGGCCCGUCCCGAGCGGAUCCGCUGAAGUCCGUGAUGCUGUUUGACGUAGAAAAAGAUCCAGAGGAGAGGAACGACUUAUCCGCCACCUUCCCAGCAGUCGUGGAGUAUCUCCUCAGGAGGCUCCAUCAACACCAGAAAAGCGCUUUGCCGAUAAACUUCCCCGACGAGGACCCCAGAUGUGACCCGGGCCCCACGGGGGCCUGGGGGCCCUGGGCUUAAACAGCCAUGAGGUUGUUUACGGUGAACUACAGCAGCAGUAAUCUCUUCUGUGGAGAAGAACAGGGACAUGUUGUACUCUGUGAUGAUUCUUUAUCCUUCCAGCAGCCAGCGGAUAGCCUCGGUCGCUAACCGACUGACAGAUGCUCUCGUUAUUGUCGAUGUGCUCUGAGAUGCUUACGGAGGUUUAGUUGAAGCGAUUGCGUAAACGCUGUCAGCUACACAUGUUGCUGAUCUGUAAAGACUAUACCUCCCUGCUGCUGCAGGUAUUUGCACUUCAUUUAUCUACUGUUGAGAAGCCGCAGGCUCCUUUGUGGUGUCUUUUUGGAGCUUUUUAAGGAUCGAACAGGAGAGAACAUAGCGUUCCAGAAAGCAGAUAACGUUGAUUUUAGACAGAUUUUAACAUUUCAAACCGCACUAAUCAAUAUUGUUUGUUGACAAUGCAUACAAUGAUUACAUGUAAUGUGAAAGGAGGAGAGAAGUGGCAAACUCGCAGAGAAUUACCGUCAGACUCCCCUCAGCUCUGCAGACUGUUUUAGCAUCUUUUAGCUCAUUGUUUUGGUUCAGUCUCACAGCUCUCAUAUCAGACGACCAAAGCUACUAACUAGUGGAGCAUUUAGCCGCACAAGAGCCAGACAUUUCCCUCAGGAGUUUGUAUCUUCAAAGAUAUAAAUAUGUUUUAUUAUUUCAGAGACGUCUUAUUGAAAUGAAAUGACAAAUGAAACAAAUGUUUAAAUCUACAUAUUCUUUGACAGACUGUUAAACCUAACUCUGCUAUUCUUUGUCGAUGGAAGGAAUACAACUUAAGUUGCUGCGCAGUUUGUGAAAAUAUAAAACUUGGACUUCCAUUAGAUCAUGAAAAUAUCUUUUUAAAUAUGUAACCAGCUGCCGGAGAAGAUUUAUCUUCUUAGGGAACUAUAUGUGACCAACUCACAGAGUAAUGUUCAAGAUAAAAAGAGCCAAAACAAAACGUGCUUCUUAUCCGCUGGAUGUGUAAAUAAGCAACUGUUUGCUGACAUCAUCUUUAUGAGUUGAUAAUAUGUCAAUGUUUUGUUUAACUGGUUUUGUUGCCUCUACAGUAUUAUUGCAGGGUGAAAACAUGUUGCUUUAAAUUAACUGCGCUCUACUUUCUUUGUUUUUUUUAUUAAUUGUACACACUAUUCGUGAGCGCCUAUUUGCCAAAGAUCAAGAUGUGUUACCAAUUUAUGUGUUUUGUUCAGAAAACAAAAUAUUAAAAAGUUGAAAAUGUUUGUAAAACAAACUGAAACUGUGAUUCUGUUACAGUCCAGUUAUUUCUUUGGGUUACUUGUUUCCCUCCAGUUGUUAACGAGUCG
This is a messenger RNA of Anarrhichthys ocellatus (wolf-eel), 3079 nucleotides long. RefSeq names its product arylsulfatase B (gene arsb). The record is from RefSeq and is a predicted model, not a curated record. Gene Ontology annotation, molecular function: sulfuric ester hydrolase activity. Bases 177 to 1748 code for a protein of 523 amino acids. The transcript is spliced from 8 exons. Lineage: Eukaryota; Metazoa; Chordata; Actinopteri; Perciformes; Anarhichadidae.